Daphnia pulex (common water flea) is the source of this 2661-nucleotide messenger RNA. It is a transcript of the gene Adsl, whose product is annotated as adenylosuccinate lyase-like. The record is from RefSeq and is a predicted model, not a curated record. The transcript is spliced from 10 exons. Lineage: Eukaryota; Metazoa; Arthropoda; Branchiopoda; Diplostraca; Daphniidae. Gene Ontology annotation, cellular component: cytosol. Gene Ontology annotation, biological process: 'de novo' AMP biosynthetic process. The coding region runs from base 1016 to 2452 and encodes 478 amino acids. Gene Ontology annotation, molecular function: N6-(1,2-dicarboxyethyl)AMP AMP-lyase (fumarate-forming) activity; (S)-2-(5-amino-1-(5-phospho-D-ribosyl)imidazole-4-carboxamido) succinate lyase (fumarate-forming) activity.
CAGAUAACAAUGAGAUGUUUGGAUAAACAAAACGAUGUUUCGAUAAUAUGUCAUCAAGUUACUUUAUGAUUAGAAAAACAUUUUCUGCUGGAGCUUGAUCCAUAUAGUUUUCUAGAAUGGACUUGGCCGUCAAGUGGAUUACGAGCCCCGUUAAAAUCACUUGUCAAGUGGCUACUGGCAAUUUCUCAGGUGCUAACGAAACGACCAAGGACCUUGUUGUUUCGACACCGGUCAUCUCUCACGCAGCAGCUGGAGUCGUCAAACUGUGUGGAGAAGAUGAAGCUGCCUCUCAGUUGUGGAGCAACAGCAACAAGAAUUUGAAUCACAUUACAAAUUCUAUUCCUGUUGUCGGCCACGCCAAAGGACUGGUGCAUUACGCCUGUGAUGAUCCUAAAGGUGGAAACGAAGCCAUGACAACAGCCAACAAUUCCACAGCAGCCAUUGGAAAUUGCGUCGGAGAACUUUUGUCCGUCGUCCCCAAAACAGGUGUGGCUUUAGUGACGAUUGCUGCGGAAACGGGAACCAAUAUUGUGGAAACCAUUCAUCCCAAUUCUGCUUCGUGGGACACUUGGGAAAAUGAUCAAUGAUCUAAUCCAAGAGAAAAAAGAAAAACUGACUGAACCGAUUGAACUGAUUACAGUAGCCCCCGUUGAUUACAACUUGAUUCAUUUUAUUCAAAAUAGCCAUUUUGGUUGGGUUUCCGUCUACGCUGUUUAAUCAAUUUAAAUAAAAAUAUAAAAAGCUAUAAAAAAAAGCAUAUUAAUAAAAUUUAAAGAACAAACUUGGCAGAUGUGCAUGUGCUAAAAAUUUUGCAAUUAAAAAAGAUUCGUUCGACUUGACAUCCCUGUCGAGAAGUAGACGAAAACAUUCUUUUCGUUUGUCCAGUUUGUCCGAUUCUUUCGUGCAGGCAGUGUUGUUAAACUUGUUAUCACUUUUCGAGUGAUUCGUACUGGUAGUGCACGAAAUUUGGAAAGUAGUUUCUAUCCGACUCAGUUUCCCUUUUUAUUAAAGCGAAAUGGAUGAGUAUGCAACGUACAGAAACCCUCUGUCAUCUCGCUAUGCCUCCGGCCAAAUGUCUUACAAUUUUAGCGACAGGAAAAAGUUUGCCACUUGGAGGAAACUGUGGGUCUAUCUCGCCAAAGCAUCCAAAGAUUUAGGUCUAGAUGUUACUGAUGUUCAGGUAGCUGAAAUGGAAUCCCACGCUGAUGAUGUUGACAUCAAAGCUGCAGAUGCAGAAGAAAGAAAGAUAAAGCACGAUGUCAUGGCUCAUCUUCAUGUUUAUGCAUUGCAGUGCCCCACAGCAAGCCCAAUCAUCCAUUUGGGUGCGACUUCAUGCUAUGUGGGAGACAAUACAGAUUUAAUUGUCAUCAAGGAUGGACUUGAUAUUCUCCUCCCUAAAAUAGCCCAGAGCAUUAGCAGAUUGUCAAAAUUUGCUGAAGAAUACAAAUCAAUGCCUACGCUAGGAUUUACACAUCUUCAGGCAGCACAGCUGACUACUGUUGGGAAAAGGGCAUGUCUCUGGAUUCAAGAUCUACUCAUGGACGAAAAGGCCAUUCGUGGUGUACGAGACAAUCUCAGAUUUCGUGGAGUCAAGGGAACAACCGGAACGCAAGCGUCUUUCCUUCAGUUAUUUCAAGGGGACCAUGAAAAAGUUAAACGGCUAGAUCGAUUAGUGACAGAAAUGGCCGGAUUCAACCGGUCGUUUAUCAUUUGUGGGCAGACAUACACAAGGAAACUUGAUAUAGAAUGCGUCUCUGCUUUGAGCAGUUUGGCUGCGUCAAUUCACAAGAUGUGCACUGAUAUACGCCUGUUAGCUUCGAGGAAAGAAAUGGAAGAGCCUUUUGAGAAGUCACAAGUUGGCUCAAGUGCCAUGCCUUACAAAAGAAACCCAAUGAGAUCAGAGCGUUGUUGCUCUCUUGCCCGGCAUUUAAUUACACUUGCGGCCAAUCCGUUCCAUACUGCGGCUAACCAGUGGAUGGAGCGUACUUUGGACGAUAGCGCCAAUAGAAGAAUUACCUUAGCAGAGGCCUUCCUAACUGCUGAUGCUCUGUUGCAAAUGGUCCAGAACAUUUCCGAAGGACUUGUCGUCUAUCCUAAGGUAAUCGAGCGAUACAUCCAACAAGAACUUCCGUUCAUGGCAACGGAAAAUGUAAUCGUGGCGAUGGUCAAAGCGGGCGGAGAUCGUCAGGAAUGUCACGAGCAAAUCCGAGUUUUAAGCCAGCAAGCCGGAAACGUGGUGAAACAGGAAGGAGGCGAUAAUGAUUUAGUUCAACGCAUCGCUCAGUGCAGUUACUUUCAACCGAUCCAUGAUCAAAUACAGGGUUUGCUAGACCCGGCCACUUUCAUCGGUAGGGCUCCGCAGCAAGUAGAUGAAUUUUUGCAAGAGGAAGUAGCCCCCGUUCUGGCCAUGUACCCAGGUUUGACUAGUAACGCUGUUGAAUUUAAAGUCUGAUUAAAUAAUAGCACAACAUCUGGCUCAAUUGCUUGGUUUAGAUUGUUACAAUUGAAUUUGCAAUAUAUAAAUUUAAUGAAAAAGGAAGAAACACACAAAACAAAUUAAUUUCUGUAGUUUCAUAUAUUUCAUUUUCACUGACUUUCUUCAGAUAGAGAAAUUUACAAAAUUUGCCGUUUUGAGUUUCAAUAAAAAGGCCUCAAAAGCUC